Messenger RNA from Drosophila eugracilis, 2751 nucleotides. It is a transcript of the gene TM9SF3, whose product is annotated as transmembrane 9 superfamily member 3. Gene Ontology annotation, cellular component: membrane. Gene Ontology annotation, biological process: protein localization to membrane. NCBI's taxonomy places the organism in Eukaryota, Metazoa, Arthropoda, Insecta, Diptera, Drosophilidae. The record is from RefSeq and is a predicted model, not a curated record. The transcript is spliced from 5 exons. Bases 192 to 1985 code for a protein of 597 amino acids.
GUUCGAAAAUUCGGAACUAGCACAAAUGAGCUGACUUUACGUUUACGAGAUAUUUUUUUCCGCUGUCGGCAAAUCUGUGUUUGCCACAAAACUUUUUGAAAGGCAAUCAUAAAAAGGACUCGAGAAGCACGCCGGCAGAGCGAGGUCACGCCAAAGUAUUGCAAUCGAGGUCACUACCUGCAAAACCUACGAUGGGCAGAGCCGCCGCAGCCAGCGCAAACACCAUAGUGGUUCAACCGCUUCGUGCAAUUUGUUUAUGUCUGCUCAUCGCCAGCUGCUACGUGUCGCACUCUCAGGCGGAUGAGCAUAAUCACAAGUAUAAUGACCGGGAGGAGGUGGUCCUUUGGAUGAACACGGUGGGUCCGUAUCACAAUCGUCAGGAAACCUACGCGUAUUUCUCCCUGCCGUUCUGCAGUGGCCAAAAGUCAUCUAUUUCGCAUUAUCAUGAGACCUUGAGCGAAGCACUCCAAGGUGUUGAACUCGAGUUCAGCGGCUACGAGAUGGAGUUUAAGAUCGAUGCUCCGCGAUCGGUCAUCUGCAUGGUAACAUUGCAGGAGGAGAGUGCCAAGGCGUUUAUAUAUGCCGUUAAGAACGAAUAUUGGUACCAGAUGUACAUCGACGGCCUUCCCAUAUGGGGAAAGGUCGGAGAGCGGGACGAACGAGAUGGAAAAUAUUAUAUCUUCACUCACAAAAAGUUUGACAUUGGCUACAAUGGCCAGCAAAUCGUCGAUAUCACCCUGACCACCGAAGGUAGGGAGGAACUCAAACCGGGAUCCCACAUCAACUUCUCCUACGAGGUCAACUGGAAGUCUAGCAAGGUGGAGUUUAAGAACAGAUUCGACAAGUAUCUGGACCCUAACUUCUUCCAGCACAGGAUCCACUGGUUCAGCAUCUUCAAUAGCUUCAUGAUGGUCAUCUUCCUGGUGGGCCUUGUGUCAAUGAUUCUGAUGAGAACGCUGCGCAAGGAUUAUGCCCGCUAUAGCAAGGACGAGGAGGUCGACGACAUGGAGCGCGAUCUUGGUGAUGAAUACGGAUGGAAACAGGUUCACGGCGACGUCUUCCGUUCACCACCCAAUACGCUGCUCUUUUCUGCAUUGGUGGGAGCUGGUUACCAACUGAUUUCGGUUGUUUUCUGUGUAAUUAUGUUCGCCAUUGUCGGUGAAUUGUAUACGGAACGCGGUUCUAUGCUGUCGACGGCAAUAUUUGUAUACGCGGCCACUUCUCCAAUCAAUGGUUACUUUGGUGGAUCUUUAUACGCACGAUUGGGAGGACGAAUGUGGAUCCGACAGAUGUUAGUGUCCGCUUUUACAGUUCCAGUAGCCGUGUGUGGCACUGCAUUUCUGAUCAACUUUAUCGCCAUCGGUUAUCACGCCUCGAGAGCCAUUCCCUUCGGAACUAUGGUGGCGGUUACCUGUAUCUGUCUAUUCGUGAUCCUGCCUUUAACAUUGGUAGGCACUGUGGUGGGUCGUAACCUGGACGGUCAGCCAGACUUCCCUUGCCGAGUCAACGCUGUGCCACGACCCAUCCCCGAAAAGAAGUGGUACAUGGAGCCACUGAUUAUUGUUCUUCUUGGCGGCGUUCUGCCAUUUGGAUCCAUCUUUAUUGAGAUGUACUUCAUCUUCACCUCCUUCUGGGCGUAUAAGAUCUACUAUGUCUAUGGCUUCAUGUUGCUGGUGUUCAGCAUAUUGACUGUGGUCACAGUGUGCGUUACCAUUGUGUGCACAUACUUCCUGCUGAAUGCUGAGGAUUAUCGAUGGCAGUGGACGAGUUUCAUGGCAGCAGGCUCAACGUCCAUUUACGUUUAUGCCUACUCCUUUUAUUACUUUUUCUUUAAAACCAAAAUGUUCGGUCUGUUCCAAACGGCCUUUUACUUUGGCUACAUGGCGCUCUUCAGCGGCGCCUUGGGAAUUAUCUGCGGUACCGUCGGCUAUGUGGGCACGAAUCUCUUCGUGCGCAAAAUCUAUUCCAAUGUGAAAAUAGACUAAGAGCCGUGCGACUCACUGCGCCGCAACCCGCCCCCAGAUCUGUAUAUCAUCCUAAUCGAUUUACACUUGUAUUUAUUGAGUAGAGUUUUAGUUCUGUGUGUUUACUUUUGCUCCAGUUGGCUCUCCUCUAUCCGUCUCUUUGCGUUUCUCACUUCUCAUGUUGGUGUGAAAAUGAAUGCCAGUCCAAUGUAUUCGCACCAAAGAUUAAAUAUUCAGUUUAUCGAUGUAUACGCAAGGCACAUAUAUUACUUAAAUAGUGUUUUUCGGAAUUUGUUGAUAAGAAACUUAAGACCGACAAAAAUUGAAUUCAAUUCUGGAGAAAUUUAAAGGAAAGUAAAAUUAAGAUAUAUUUGUAAAUUGAAAUCGGAUUAUUUUGCAUUUACUUUGAUUAGAUUUAAGCGUCAAUUACUUAUAUACACAAUUUUAAUUGGAAUCUCUUUUAAUUCCAUAAAAUCACUAAUUACAAAAAAAUAUAUAUAUAUUCUCUUCUUUGCCUUUGGAAAUCUUAAACAACUAAAUUUUUUUUAUCACAUUAAAUAUGUAGUUCCGAAAAUAAUAUUUUUGACAUAUAUGUGCUUUGGCAUGACGUGUACAUCAAGUAUUUUAUUUGAAUUGUUUGCCUAGAAAACUUAUCAAUCUAUGCAAUUGCAACAAAAUGUGACUUGAACUUGUUUGCGCCAAUUAAGUUUAUGUACGAUGCAAAAAAUGUGCUGAUUAGCAAUAGUCGAUAAUCUAAUAAUAAAUUCAAUAUAUAAAACCAAAAAAA